Messenger RNA from Cuscuta campestris, 935 nucleotides. Lineage: Eukaryota; Viridiplantae; Streptophyta; Magnoliopsida; Solanales; Convolvulaceae. The record is from the annotation of a GenBank genome assembly.
AUUAUCUCCUCCACCACCUCUGCCGCGGAUCUUUGGAAAGCCAUCCAUAAUCGGUUUCAUGACAAUAAAGCCGCUCGAGCCAUGCAAUUGGAGCAACGCUUCUACAACACCGUCAAGGGCACAUCCACUAUCGCUACUUACUGUCAAACUUUGAGGAAUAUUGCCGACUGGUUGGAUGACGUGGAUGCCCCGGUGACAGAAAAUCAGCUCGUCUUGCAAACCCUACGUGGCCUUCCCGAGGAUCUCGGCUCCCAGGCGUCUUUUCUGCAAUUCCAAAAACCCCCGGCAACUUUCAUGGAGACCCGAUCUGCACUUCUCCUCCUCGAAGGACAACGUCGCCCACAAACAGCAUCCGGCGACGAGGGUACUUCCCUGGCCACCCUCGGCCACGGUGGGCACGCCGGUUUCCGGCAGCAGGGCCGCGGUGGUACGCUUGCAGGCGGCGGGCAGCAGGGCGGCAGUAGUGGCGGACAGCAUUUUGGCGGACAGCUUCAUGGCGGACAACCUCAGGGCAACAGCGGACGCGAAUACGGCUAUGGUGGACGCGGUGGACGACCGAACCGCGGUCGCGGUCGAGGUUGUAACUCUGGAUUCAACUCCCGGACUGCUACAACGAGCUUUGGACCCUGGCAGACCCCUUACCAAAACCCCGGCCCAGGAUUACUGGGCCCCCGCCCCACCUCUCAUCCCUUCCCUGCCCAGGCCCAUUUCACCUCCCCCACUUACCCAUAUCAGCCCACCCCUCCACCCAACCCCUACCCACAGCCCCCCAUAUACCCGAAUCCCCAAAACCCAAUUCAACCCCACCCCUACACCUACGGGUCCUCCUCGGCCCAACCCCAACCCCUCACCCCCACGGCCUUAGCCCACCACUUUGAUACAAUGACCCUCCGUGAACCCACCUGGCUCAUGGACACCAGCGCCACUCAUCACAU